AUGUCCUUUCCCAACAGCUCUCCUGCCGCUAAUACUUUUUUAGUAGAUUCUCUCAUCAGUGCGUGCAGGAGUGACAGUUUCUACUCCAACAGCGCCAGCAUGUAUAUGCCACCUAGCACAGACAUUGGGACGUAUGGGAUGCAAACCUGUGGACUCCUUCCGUCUCUGGCUAAAAGAGAAGUUAAUCACCAAAAUAUGGGUAUGAAUGUACAUCCUUAUAUACCUCAAGUAGACACUUGGACAGACCCGAACAGAUCUUGUCGAAUAGAGCAACCUGUUACACAGCAGGUCCCCACUUGUUCCUUCACUACAAAUAUUAAAGAAGAAAGCAAUUGCUGCAUGUAUUCCGAUAAGAGAUCCAAACUCGUUUCUGCAGACGUCCCUUCCUACCAGAGGCUGGUGUCUGAAUCAUGCCCCAUUGAGAACCCCGAGGUUCCCGUCCCAGGAUAUUUUAGACUGAGCCAGACCUACGCCACUGGGAAAACCCAAGAGUACAAUAAUAGCCCUGAAACGAGUUCAACUGUAAUGUUACAGUUAAACCCUCGCGGCAGCUCCAAACCGCAGAUAUCUGCUCAACUUCAGCUGGAAAAGAAAAUGAAUGAAAACCCGAACAACCAAGACAGCACCGCUAAAGUCUCUCAAGUGGAAAGUCCCGAGCCCAAGUCCACGUUGCAAGACGAGCGGAGCUGCCUGCCCGAAGGCUCCGUGUCCAGCCCAGAAGUCCAGGAGAAGGAGAGUAAAGAGGAAAUCAAGUCUGAUACUCCAACAAGCAAUUGGCUAACUGCAAAGAGUGGCAGAAAGAAGAGGUGUCCUUAUACUAAACACCAAACACUGGAAUUAGAGAAAGAGUUCUUAUUCAAUAUGUAUCUCACUCGAGAGCGCCGUCUAGAGAUCAGUAAGAGCGUAAACCUCACUGACAGGCAGGUCAAGAUUUGGUUUCAAAACCGCAGAAUGAAGCUCAAGAAGAUGAGCAGGGAGAACCGAAUCCGGGAACUGACCGCUAAUCUGACCUUCUCUUAAACCCUAACCCCGGGGGGGGCACCAGUGAGGAAUGGGCACAGCACCGCCACUUGCUAAAGGCAGGAGAGACUCUGGCAAAACCCGGCAUUUUCCAGUUUUGUUUUGGUUUUUUUUCUGAUAGAAUGUGACUCUUCGUCCUUCUUUUAGCGCUGCAAGUGAAUAUGUAUUACUAUGAUGAGUAUAUAUAAAACCUAGCACGUGUAAUUUAUUUUUGUUCUCAUCGUAAUGCAGGGUAACUAUUAUUGAAUAUUAUCAUUUGGUCUUAACUUAUUGGAACUGUCGAACAUCCAAGCAAUGUGACUUUUUCAUGUUUUUACUAACAAAAUGGUAUUUAUGUGGGGCUGUUACACGGGCCAUAACGUUUU
Messenger RNA from Gymnogyps californianus (California condor), 1385 nucleotides. It is a transcript of the gene HOXD10, whose product is annotated as homeobox D10. The coding region runs from base 1 to 1020 and encodes 339 amino acids. Lineage: Eukaryota; Metazoa; Chordata; Aves; Accipitriformes; Cathartidae. Gene Ontology annotation, molecular function: DNA-binding transcription factor activity, RNA polymerase II-specific; RNA polymerase II cis-regulatory region sequence-specific DNA binding. Gene Ontology annotation, biological process: regulation of transcription by RNA polymerase II. Gene Ontology annotation, cellular component: nucleus. The record is from RefSeq and is a predicted model, not a curated record. The transcript is spliced from 2 exons.